AUGAGAUUGAGUUCGACGAAUAUGGAUGCUAGAAAGAUGUUAUUUGCUGCUAUUCUAUCUAUUUGUGCAUUAAGUUCGAAGAAGAUCUCAAUCUAUAAUGAAGAAAUGAUAGUAGCUCUUUGUUUUAUAGGCUUUAUCAUAUUCAGUCGUAAGAGUUUAGGUACGACUUUCAAAGUGACUCUCGACGGGAGAAUCCAGGCUAUUCAGGAAGAAUCGCAGCAAUUCCCCAAUCCUAACGAAGUAGUUCCUCCGGAAUCCAAUGAACAACAACGAUUACUUAGGAUCAGCUUGCGAAUUUGUGGCACCGUAGUAGAAUCAUUACCAAUGGCACGCUGUGCGCCUAAGUGCGAAAAGACAGUGCAAGCUUUGUUAUGCCGAAACCUAAAUGUUAAGUCAGCAACACUUACAAAUGCCACUUCUUCCCGUCGCAUCCGUUUUCAGGACGAUCUAGUCACAAAGUUUUACACCUUAGUGGGGAAGCAAUUUGCCUACUCUUGUAUCUCGAAAGCAGAAAGAGUAGAAUUCAUUCGAGAGAGCUUGGUGGUCUUAAGAAUGGUUCGGGGGGGGGGUUUCUCUUAA
Messenger RNA from Arabidopsis thaliana (thale cress), 579 nucleotides. NCBI's taxonomy places the organism in Eukaryota, Viridiplantae, Streptophyta, Magnoliopsida, Brassicales, Brassicaceae. The record is from the annotation of a RefSeq genome assembly.